Molecule: messenger RNA, 1283 nt
Organism: Brachypodium distachyon (stiff brome)
Lineage: Eukaryota; Viridiplantae; Streptophyta; Magnoliopsida; Poales; Poaceae
Product: protein EXORDIUM-like 1
Exons: 1
Coding region: 97-1095 (332 amino acids)
Source: RefSeq, a predicted model, not a curated record
CAGUCACAGCACUCGUGACCUCUGAGCCUCUGGAUCUUGAGUCUUGAGACCGCCCGCUGCUUGCCUGCUUUGUGUACUCUAGCCAGUUCAGUAAAAAUGGCUUCUUGUAACAUGACGGGCGCGCAGGCGAUCCUAACGGCAACGCUAGUAGUCCUGCUGAGCUUGACACGGCUCUCUCUUGGCGCACGACGCCUGCCCGAGCCGCUGCUGCAGAUCACUCCAGUCGGCGACGAGCUCUCGUACCACGGAGGCUCCGUCCUCCGAGGCGAUAUCCACGUGUCCAUUGUCUGGUACGGCCGAUUCAAGCCGGCGCAGAGAGCCAUCGUCGUCGACUUCAUCCUCUCCCUGACGCCGCCGCCGUCGUCCACCCCUAACGCCGCCGCACCCUCAGCCGCGCAAUGGUGGCGCACCAUCGACGCAUCCUACCUGUCCAAGCCCAAUACCACGGCGACGCGCGUCCUUCUGGCCAACCAGGCCACCGACGAGCGGUACUCCCUUGGCAAGUCGCUGACUCUGGCCCAGAUCUCCCAGCUCGCCGCGGCGGCGGCCGGAGCGCGCGCCAAGGAAGCCGGCGCCGGCGCCCUGGUGCUCGUGCUCACGGACCGGGACGUGGCAGUCGAGGGCUUCUGCAGAGCGCGCUGCGGCCUCCACGGCGCCGGGCCGGCAUCGGCAUCGGCAUCGUCAUACGCCUACGCGUGGGUGGGCGACGCCGAGCGCGCGUGCCCGGGGCAGUGCGCGUGGCCGUUCGCGAGACCGGCGUACGGGCCGGUCACGGAUGACAACACGCCGCUGGAGCCGCCCAACGGGGACGUCGGCGCGGACGGCAUCGUGGCGACGCUCGCCAGCGUUGUGGCCGGCGCCGUGACCAACCCGUUCGGCGACGGGUUCUACCAGGGCGACAAGGACGCGGCGCUCGAGGCCUGCACGGCGUGCGCGGGGGUGUUCGGGACCGGCGCGUACCCCGGGUACGCAGGGAAGGUGAUGCUCGACGAGACCACCGGAGGCAGCUACAACGCGGUCGGCGUUAAUGGCCGGAAGUACCUGCUCCCCGCCGUUUACGACCCGGCCAAGUCUGGGUGCUCCGUGCUGGUGUAGAGCGCACCUGUACGUCGGGGAAAAGUUUGGUCUAGCCUUGUGUUCGAAGGCUCGGAAAGGAUUUUAUGUACCCUUAUAAAUGUACAAAUACACGUUACUUCAGUAUGCUUUUGGUUUCGUUUCGUGAAACUUGCCUCAUGCUAAUACUAUAAAACAACCGAUAAAUACAGAGUUCGGAAUUUUUUUUA